This is a messenger RNA of Tripterygium wilfordii, 2130 nucleotides long. RefSeq names its product purple acid phosphatase 15. Lineage: Eukaryota; Viridiplantae; Streptophyta; Magnoliopsida; Celastrales; Celastraceae. The transcript has 7 exons. Bases 93 to 1715 code for a protein of 540 amino acids. Gene Ontology annotation, molecular function: metal ion binding; acid phosphatase activity. The record is from RefSeq and is a predicted model, not a curated record.
UUCCCACUCUCUUUUCCAACUCUUCCUCUUCCGCUUUAAAACUCCACCACCACCGCCGUUUCUCUCUCUCUCGGGAUGGGAAUUGACUGACGAUGUCCUCUGUUUGUCCGUUCUCUGUCGUUUUGGUUUUGUGGAACAUCAUCGUAAUCGGCGCCAAAAUUCCUUCUACUCUGGAUGGCCCGUUCAAGCCCGUCACAAUCCCUUUCGAUGCCAAUUUGCGCGCCAACGCCAUCGAUUUACCCGCUACAGAUCCUCGGGUUCGCCGGAAAGUCAAAGGUUUCGAGCCCGAGCAGAUAUCAGUUUCCCUCUCCGCGUCUUAUGAUUCCGUUUGGAUUUCCUGGGUCACAGGGGAAUUUCAAAUUGGCAGCAGCAUAAAACCAUUAGACCCUAAAACUGUGGCAAGUGUUGUUAGAUAUGGGGCACUAAGGUUUCCAUUAACUCAUGAAGCUCAAGGUUACUCUCUUGUUUAUAAUCAGCUCUACCCUUUUGAAGGUCUCCAGAACUACACUUCUGGAAUCAUUCACCAUGUUCGCCUAACAGGGUUAAAACCCAACAUGCUAUACUUUUAUCGUUGUGGAGAUCCUUCUAUACGAGCCAUGAGUGUUAUUUACUCUUUCAAGACAAUGCCAGUAUCUGGACCUCACAGCUACCCUGGUAGAAUAGGUAUAGUGGGAGAUCUUGGUCUCACGUACAACACAACGACCACAAUUGGUGACUUGGCUAGUAACAAGCCUGAUGUUGUAUUAUUGAUUGGUGAUGUAACUUAUGCAAACCUAUAUCUCACAAAUGGAACUGGCUCUGAUUGCUAUUCCUGCUCAUUUUCGGAAACUCCUAUACAUGAGACUUAUCAACCUCGUUGGGAUUACUGGGGAAGGUUUAUGCAACCUUUAAUUUCUAAAGUUCCAAUUAUGGUGGUAGAAGGGAACCAUGAAAUAGAAGAACAAGCUGGAAACCGAACAUUUAUGGCUUACAGUUCUCGAUUUGCAUUUCCGUCUGAAGAAAGUGGAUCUUCAUCAACAUUCUAUUACUCCUUUAAUGCAGGAGGCAUACAUUUUAUGAUGCUUGGUGCAUACAUUGCUUACAGUAAAUCAGCCGAUCAAUACAGGUGGCUAGAGCGAGAUUUGGCUAGUGUUGACCGAUCUGCAACUCCAUGGCUGAUUGCUGCUUGGCAUCCACCUUGGUACAGUUCUUACACAGCUCAUUACCGAGAUGCUGAAUGCAUGAGGGUGGCUAUGGAAGAAUUACUUUACUCUUAUGGUGUUGAUAUAGUAUUCAAUGGACAUGUUCAUGCCUACGAGAGGUCAAAUCGAGUUCGUAACUACACAUUAGAUCCUUGUGGUCCAGUAUAUAUCACUGUUGGAGAUGGGGGUAACCGAGAAAAGAUGGCAGUUGAACAUGCUGAUGAACCUGGUAAGUGUCCAGAGCCAUCAACAACUCCUGAUGAAUACAUGGGUGGCUUUUGUGCGGCAAAUUUCACAACUGGCCCAGCGGCAGGUAAAUUCUGUUGGGACCAGCAACCCGAUUACAGUGCUUUUAGGGAGAGUAGCUUCGGCCAUGGAAUCCUAGAGGUGAAGAACGAUACAUGGGCUCUGUGGACAUGGUAUCACAAUCAGGCCUCGCAGAAAAAAGUCGGCGACCAAAUCUACAUUGUUAGGCAACCUGAUAAAUGCCCUGUACAUCAUACACCACCUGAACCGGGUUUUGCAGACAGUUAAAUGAUGUUGUCAGGAAUCCAUGAUGGUCUCUCAUUUGUGCAUUUGUUUUAUUUUUCUGAAGCAAUCUCUAUGCUGGAGCAGAUGGGGACAUUCUGAUCACACCUGAAUCAGUGAGGAUGCCGCAGCAUAUUCGGUCGUUCUUCACCAUGGAACACUUGAGCACAUAUGAAAUCUGCUGUUUACUACAGAUUGUUGUAUUGUAAAUUUUGAGAAAGUUAAAGCUUACAUGUUGUAACAAAAUGUUAAAAUGGAAAACUAUUUGGUUCUUUCAGCUGUGGAUACACCUCUACGUUUCCAUCAGACUGUCUCGAGUGAGAAUCAAGACGUUAUAGAAUAAGAUUGUCACUGGAACGGGGGUAUUGUAUGGAUAUAUUUUAUACAAAAGAAAUGCAAAGUUACUGAUGUUGGGCUUGUU